Esox lucius (northern pike) is the source of this 838-nucleotide messenger RNA. RefSeq lists its product as uncharacterized. The record is from RefSeq and is a predicted model, not a curated record. Lineage: Eukaryota; Metazoa; Chordata; Actinopteri; Esociformes; Esocidae. The transcript has 5 exons. The coding region runs from base 140 to 838 and encodes 232 amino acids.
UUCCAACAAACCAACUCGGGGAAGUGUUAUACUUCAACAAGCUCCAGUGAAAGCUCCACAGAAGAAAAAACGAAACCCUCAAGAGUACUCAUCCUUCCGCAAGAAACCAUCAUGUCCAGUUGGGUGUUUGAAUGAUGGCAUGGAAAUAAAAAGACAGAAAAAAUGCACAAAAGAAUCAAGACAGAGAAAAAACAAAGAGGCCAACAGUGACUGGAAUGCAAGAUCAGAGACCAGCAAAGGUGCAUUAAAACCCACUUCCAAGAAAUCACCAUGUCUGGUAUCAUCUGAUGAGAAAGGAGAUGAGAAGAAUGUCGAAGGACAGAAAAAACGCAAAGACAAAAUUUCAAGAGACCAAAAAGAACCCCGACAGCACUCAGAUGGAAGUUUGGAGGACAGUAUGGAUUCUUCAGAACCCACACAGUCUAGCAAGCAAGAAGUAAAAAAGCACGCCAGAAAGUCAAGACCAACACACCAGAAAGACUUGGAUUCAGGACCAGAGGCCAGUGAGGGUGCUUCACAAGUCACUCAGUCCAGUUCGAAGAUAAUGACUAUUCAACAGAAGAAACCCUGGAGCAGCUGUGAGAAAGAGGCUGUGUGGAAGCAUUUGGGGAAAUUUAAGGCACUGAAGAAGGUUCCUGGCAAACAGGAUAUUCUGUUAUGUAAAGGGUCAGAGCCAGCACUUGAAAACAGAACUUGGACGGACAUAAAAAAUAUGGUGCAUAACACAAUACAAUCAGAAAAGAAAAGGCUCAUCUCAGCCAGUAAAAGGGUAGCCUGUGAUGAAAGUGAAGUUUUCCAAAGUGAAUCCGGGAAUUGUAAAAGACGAAAAACAUUUUAG